Molecule: messenger RNA, 5814 nt
Organism: Porites lobata
Lineage: Eukaryota; Metazoa; Cnidaria; Anthozoa; Scleractinia; Poritidae
Source: the annotation of a GenBank genome assembly
AUGGAUGCCCGAAAAAAAGCUGGGGCCAGCGGUGCGUUGCCUAGGGAACGUGUGGCAGAGAUAGCCAAGACCGCGAAAGGAACGACCGCUGUUCAAACAAGCGUUGGUUCAACUACAAGUGGAGGCGUUGAAGAGGAUAAACAAAAGGUGAAGAGAUGGCUUUCAUAUUGCGGAAAAGUGAACACUUUCCUUGUUAUGACACCGUCUCAGUUUUCUCUGUUACACUUUAUUUUCUUUUUGCGCUUCUAUUCUCGAACUUUAGUUCCGCGUUUGUUAACUUCAGUAGGAUUAGCUCAGUCGGUAGAGCGGUUGACUGCAGAGCGGGAGGUCGCGGGUUCGAUUCCCGGGACCGGACCAAUACUCUGGAUUCGCAUGACCACUGUGUUUUAAAAAGCAGUGAUAUCACAAGGAGAAAUUUGACGCUGAUCACUCUUAUGGCUGAAAGGGUUUAUGAUUUUGUUUGAAGAUGACUUGCCUGGACUCUUGUCCAUUGGGCAAGUAAGCUAUAAACGUUACUUGCGCAGCAAAAAAAUCUACUGGUCGAGGACUACUAGAUAGGUGAAUUUUCGAACCCUGCGUUGGAAAAUUUUUACAUAUCUGCUAUCGUGGAUUAUCCUUAUUAAUAACUAAUAAAUAAUAACUAAUUCCAUCAUCCCUUUUGGGUAUGUUAAGUGUUUUUCUUAUUUUGUAUUUUUACAAUGUCUUAUCAAUGAUUCUUUUUUAGGUAGAUGAUCAGGAGGGUUUGAAAAAGAAAGAAAAUCUGCGCCUAAGAAUGGUGAGUUUGCACUGGGCUUACCUCAGUUAUCUACUUCAACAUAGGAGUUUUAAGUUGCUAAAAUUUCUAUUUGUUAAAAACAAUGGAAACAGUGCUUCUUACUGUUGAAGACAGUGAGGACGUUUUAAACUCUUUUAAUUCUGACAUCUAUCCUUGCUUUUUUACUGCAGGAAGAACUACAGAGAAGACGAAAAGCGAACGAAAAAGCUCAAAAGUUGGUUCAAAAUGCUAUUGUCAACGAGAAGACAAAAAAAAAUGCAUCGUCAACAGAAUUCUCAACAGCAGCAAAGACAAAAUCGCAGCCCGAAACUGAAGCCUCUGCUGCUAACGUUGAUCAAAAAGCUGUUAAAAACAAAAAUCUACAGCAUCGUCCUCUAAAACUCAAAGAUAAAGAAAAUGAAUCUAACAAUCGUAGACUGUCAACAGAAAAUGACAGUAAGUCUCCCCGAGACAAAGCGAACUUUAAAGAAAGUGAAGAGCUACAGAGAAUAAGACAGAUUUUGAAUCAAGGAAAGAAAGACAAAAAGCCUGCAAACUCUGAAAAUACUGUCCAGGGAAGUGAAACAGCCAAAACAAAAGGUCCUGUGACAUCCCAGGAAAGCAAAAGGAAAAUCUCGGAUAGCAAAUCUCCUAAGAAUUCCUCUAUGAAUGGACUGGCAAGCAAACUACAAUCCAAACCUUUACAGAAGCAAAACCGGCAGGGACCCAAUGCCGGCUUACAUGCUUACGUAGCGAGCCGAAAAAUAAACUUUGAUACUUUUGACGUACCACCCACUCAGAAUGAACAAAGUGAUGAGCAGGUUACAGAGGAGGCAGACAACGGUAGGACAAUCAACAUUACAAUUUAGUUUUCGACCGGUUGAAACUUCCUGCGUUAAGACCGUGUAAACUUUUGUACGUUAAAGCGAUAGUUGAAUGGUUUCGUGGUAACUCAGCUGGGUGACUUCAUUUGAUGUAUAACAUCGUCGUAUUCGGAAACCUCCGUUUUUGUCCCUCCACACGAAAACUACAAUAAUGCGUUUUCAAAACCUCCCUUGUUGGGACAGUUUUGUGGCCGAAAAAGCUGUAAGGCUAAAACGGCGAAGAUAAUCAAAACAAGUUUUCGUACAUUCACCACUUUAGAAACCAGAACAAACCUGGGGCGAGUUAACUUUCGCAAAGACUUCUGGUAUUGUUACUGGGGUCAGAACAAACAAAUUGGCUAAUAACUGAAUGACGUCCUCAGUAACGAUCCCAGAAAUCUUUGCAAAAGUCAACUCGACCCAGUUUCUUCGUUUUUAACGUGCCGAAUUAUUACUUUACCUCAUAUCAUCUUUCUCAUACAGGUGCUGAUACUGAAGACAUAACAAAUGGUGAAACUAAGGUAUAUAGGGUUACCACAUUUCAACGAUAGGGAGCUUUAGAUUCGUGGACGAAUACGAGUACGAAGUUUUCUCAAUACUAAGUAGUGCAAAGUGCACGUGCGUGAGCCAGCGUCAUUUUGGCGGGAAAACGUGAUAGCCGUCGUCAUUCUACAACGGGUUUUAGCGAGAAUGUCGUAGUGGCGGGAACAAGUUAUCAAAUGUAAGAAGUUUUAGCAUUCUGCUAUCGGGAGAGGGCUUAACUUCCUUCAGUAUAAAUAACGGUACUAACUUUUUUGGUGGAAAAAAGUAAAAUGUAGCUUUCCGGAGUGUUUUUUUUUUUAGAACACGCACAGAAACUUUAAGUUAAAUCUCGUACUCGUACUCGUUGUCGUCCUCAAAUCUAAAGCUCUGUUAUGUGAUUGUUAUUGAGGUAAGCAAAAUCUCACGACCUGUACCUUCUACGCUCACUCAUUUCCACUUUGGUCUUAUUUUAAAGGACCUUAGAGACUCCUCAUUGGCUGAGGAGGAACAAGACUCCCUGGAUCAAUCACUGGUGAGAAUUUACAACUUGAGGGGGCUCGCCACGGCAGCUUAGCUCAUUUGUUUAAUUUUUUCAAUCACUCUCUAUGAAACUCGACGCUAAAUUCUAAAUUUCAAUUUCCAAUUUCUAAGUGACAAGAUCACAGCCUCGAGACCAACAAAUUUGUUUCCCAAGUGUAUUGAUGAAAACUUUUAAUAGACUUUUGGGCUGAACUGUUUUUUUUGUUGUUGUUGUUGUUUUGUUUUUUUUUCAACUUCAGUGAAAUACCGGUUUAAUCUACUUAAAAGCAUUGUUUUGUCCAUUCUUACCUUGUCUUUAAUCUUUCUUUACUGCUCUCAGCAGUGUAGCCAAUUCCUAAUGGCGAAGUUUGGCCAAAUUGCCUGAAACCGCUUUUCAAUAUGGCCUUUCGUAGCCAUGUUUCAUGGUAAGCGAAAUCUGGAGAGGGUACAAAUUCUCCCCUUUUGGGGACGGGUGUAGUAUUUGAUAUCGCCUUCGAGGUUGCCGCCAUGAUGAAAUAAGGAUAACGACCUCUCGAAGUGGGCGAUCGAUCUCGACAAUCAUCCAGCAACAAUAGAUUGUGAACUGUUUAAGAUUAAUAUUAUCUUUGCAGACAACGCAUCUUUAAGUCCCUCUCAAAUUAAAGAACAUGUCGCCCAAUUUCUGUUAUUCCUUUAUGAUUCCUCAGUCUCCAAAUUGUAGCAGUCUCCCUUGAAAAUCCACAGGGAAGGAAGUAAAAUGAUGUGAUGUAUUUCAUUUCCCAUCACUACAUUACUGACUGAUUUUUCCAGGAACUUCAAGAUACCUCUGAAUACGUACGACAAGAGCUAAAAUCAAUCGAAGAACAACAAAAAGCUCUGGACAAAGUCGGGGAAAAACUCGAAAUUGAACUGCGCCGAGCAAUGGAGUGUAAAGGUAUUGUUGAUAGAAUCAGCUACGUGGUAUGCAAGUGACCUUUGGCGGUGUGGUCGUUCACAGGCCAUUCAAUUUCCGAGUCCCAAAAACCCUCACUUUCGAAACGAGGCUAAGUGCAAAACUUUUCUUGUGAUAAUGAAUUUUAUUUGCAUCAGAAUAAAAAAUCAUUUUCACAUCACUUCCCACUUAGCCUCGGUUUGAACCGGUAAUUUUUAACCAACCUUGUUCCAGGCUAACUCUUCCUGUCGCCAGGGAGAGGUACUGGAGAGUAGUUUCUAUGAUGCAUUAAGUUUAUGAAUGUGUUUUUAUUUUUUACUCACAUCGCUCUCAAUGGGGCCAUCCAAAGUGGUGGUGUGAACGCAAUGGGUCACCCAUUUUGCGCCAUUUUGAAAAAGAAAACAGCUCGAAAUCGUGGGGAAAAUAUUUUGAAAACUAUCCGGUGAUGUAUUUCUGGACGUAACUGCGUCGAUUUUUAAAUCAAUCCAUGCACUUGAAGGAAACACAUUUCUUCGAUGGAGUGUCGAGUUUUUUUGAAACCCUGAUGGUAUAAAAUGCAGGAAUUCGGGAAAGAAAAGUUUUGUGAGAUCUUGGAACUUAUUAUUAAUUCACAGGUUGUGAAGAAGAACAGGAAAAAUUAAUGCAGGACUGGUUUUUACUUGUUAACAAGAAAAACGAGCUGGUUAGAAGACAAGCUGAAUUGAAUUUACUGUAAGUAUUUGUUUAUCUUAUCGGAGCAUGUCUGAAAAUAAACCAGCUGCUCCCUUCUUCAUGCGAUUACUCCUCGAUGUACAAACCUCUCGAGAGCAACCACCAAUUCUUGGUGUUUUAGGUAAAAAACCGAAGGUUCCACUGUCUCUUUUCUUUUUUUAUAUGUAUUACAGUAAAAACGAAGAAGACUUGGAAAGAAGCCAUGAUAUGCUGCAGCGGGAAUUGCGAGCUCUGUUGGAAAUGGAGGGUAAGAAGAGGUUAAUCUUAACCGACGAGGGAUGCGUUUCAACUAGGAUGUGAAAAGUCACAGGUUCAUUCAAUGGAAAGACCAAAUGUUUAAACCUGGUGACUGGUCCCAGAAAGACCGUUAAUUUUGUGUCGCGAGAAUCUUUGCGUUUCGAGGGAAAGUAACUAGUUAUCCCGGGUCACUAGUCCACCAUUAAGUUACUUGUGAUGUACACUAGCCCAAAAAAGAAAAUCAUCUACGUGUAAGGAGCAGACAACAUUUGUGAGUAACGGUGUGCUGUUAUUUUAUGACGGCACAAAAUUUGCAGUGCUGCCCGCCUGCAAAUUUCUUGGCGGGAAACAGUUGCAUUGUUUGAUGUCAUCUGACUUUGAAAUAACCAGUGGGAGUGCGCAUUGUUGACGAAAGAAAUCCAGCUACAUAACCAUAGUUGGGAUUUAUCUUAACUCUGGUAUUCCUUGAUGACGUGGCACACACUUCCGCUCUAGUCCAAGCCCCGCACCGGGGAAAACAAAUAUUGUCGUUAUUUUUCUUUCUCAGAUAAUCAGAAGACUGACGAGCAAAGAGACCGAGAAGCAGAGUUAAUCGAACAGUUAGUGUUGGUUGUGAACAAGAGAGACCAGCUAGUGCAGUUUGAGGACUCGCAACUUCAACAGUAAGUAGCCGAGCCAUGCGCUGCGUGCAAAUACAAGGUAGAUUGUCCUGACUUUACUUCUGAUUGGACGAGAAAAUAACCAAGCGCGGGAAAUUUUAGCUAGUGUCCAAUCUAUCUCAGCAAUCAUUCUCGCAACGUCGAAUGGUAGUUCCCAUAAAUCGCUGCGAUCGCUGAACGUGGCGAUUAGUUCCUUAGCCAGGCCAAUUGUCUAACCUUUAAAUUGCCUAUUAUAAAACAUUCUCGAAUGAGCGUGUCUCGUAACACUUUUGUUGGAGGUGCAGCAAGCGUUGCAGUAAAAUGAAGUUUAAUGUUCGCAACGACUGUGCAACAUAAAUGUUUCGAAAUACUAAGUUUUAUUCCAGGCAAUGUCUCAUGCAGCAAUACUCUUGUAGCAGCGCAAAGAAAUUGUGAUGCAAGUUUACGAAACAUCGGCUAGUGUGUUAUUUCCUGAAAGCUCAAAAUUGUUACGAAUUCUUCCUUCUCCUAUACUACUGCGAGAGGUUCGAAAGUACUUAAGAUUAACUCAUUUUUGUGCUUUUCAAUGGUUUCAGAGCCGAGAAAGAUGCGCUACAUGUACAGAAAGUAAUCGACAAUGCUAGGAUACCCAGAGACAAAGGCGAAUGUGUGCUACAGUAA